Labrus mixtus (cuckoo wrasse) is the source of this 1473-nucleotide messenger RNA. RefSeq names its product LIM domain-containing protein A-like. NCBI's taxonomy places the organism in Eukaryota, Metazoa, Chordata, Actinopteri, Labriformes, Labridae. The transcript has 3 exons. Bases 176 to 1225 code for a protein of 349 amino acids. The record is from RefSeq and is a predicted model, not a curated record.
ACACACACACACAGUACGUCACCUGUCUCACACCUGUAGGUACCACAGACACACACACACACAGUACGUCACCUGUCUCACACCUGCAGGUACCACACACACAGUACGUCACCUGUCUCACACCUGCAGGUACCACACACACACACACACACACAGUACGUCACCUGUCUCACACAUGCAGGUACCACACACACACACAGUACGUCACCUGUCUCACAUGCAGGUAACACACACACAGUACAUCACCUGUCUCACACCUGCAGGUAACACACACACACACACAGUACGUCACCUGUCUCACACCUGCAGGUACCACACACACACACACAGUACGUCACCUGUCUCACACCUGCAGGUAACACACACAGACACACACAGUACGUCACCUGUCUCACACCUGCAGGUACCACACACACACACACACAGACAGUACAUCACCUGUCUCACACCUGCAGGUACCCCACACACACACACACACACAGUACGUUACCUGUCUCACACCUGCAGGUACCACACACACACACAGUACGUCACCUGUCUCACACCUGUAGGUACCACACACACAGUACGUCACCUGUCUCACACCUGCAGGUACCACACACACACACACACAGUACGUCACCUGUCUCACACCUGCAGGUACCACACACACACACAGUACGUCACCUGUCUCACACCUGCAGGUACCCCACACACACACACACAGUAUGUCACCUGUCUCACACCUGUAGGUAACCCACACACACACACACAGUACGUCACCUGUCUCACACCUGUAGGUACCACACACACAGUACGUCACCUGUCUCACACCUGCAGGUACCACACACACACAGUACGUCACCUGUCUCACACCUGCAGGUACCACACACACACACACAGUACGUCACCUGUCUCACACCUGCAGGUACCCCACACACACACACACACAGUACGUCACCUGUCUCACACCUGCAGGUACCCCACACACACACAGUACGUCACCUGUCUCACACCUGUAGGUACCACACACACACACAGUACAUCACCUGUCUCACACCUGCAGGUACCCCACACACACACAGUAUGUCACCUGUCUCACACCUGUAGGUACCCCACACACACACAGUAUGUCACCUGUCUCACACCUGUAGGUACCACACACACACACACACAGUACGUCACCUGUCUCACACCUGCAGGUACCCCACACACACACAGUACGUCACCUGUCUCACACCUGUAGGUACCACAUUUCCUGAUUUGGCUCUUUCACAAUAAAAGCGUUUCCACAACAUAAAACCUUUUUAUAGGGAAGUUAACUCAGAGCCUCAGCACGCUCAGCAGGUAACGGGGAGUUAAGUCCUUCCAGCACAUAGCCUGUGUCAAAGCCGAAUAUAUAAAUGUUUAACUGGCGAGGAAGUUAGUCCCCUAGGAACACGUGAUCGCGGUGACAUCAUCACGUGGUGAAUCCUCCUGGGUACUUCCUGCUGA